AUGGCCACCACAGCAGUCAACCCCACCCCUACCCAGACAAAGCUCCAGGUCACUGACGCCGAGGAGCGCGACGGCUUUGUCGAGUACUGCAAGAUGCGCACCUGCGAGCGCAUGGACGCCGAGCGCACCGAUGAACUCGAGGAGGCUGACGUGGACCAGAUGAGGGUUAUCGCUAUCGAGUCCAAGAUCGAGUGGCGUGGUUUCACAGACGAGAUGAAGAUGGUAACUGUCGCCUAUGCUCACCUGGAGUUGCCUCUUCAACGUGACUUCUGGAUCGAGCGCGGAUCUGUCAAGUCCACGUUGGAUGCUUGGGGCACUUUCUUGAAGAUCAAUAACGCUACAGUCCCCGAGGUGCACGCUACAGGACCAGCACGCCCCCCAUCAGACGUUCACCCUCACCACCACUAA
Linnemannia hyalina is the source of this 408-nucleotide messenger RNA. The record is from the annotation of a GenBank genome assembly. Lineage: Eukaryota; Fungi; Mortierellomycota; Mortierellomycetes; Mortierellales; Mortierellaceae.